Pieris macdunnoughi is the source of this 1269-nucleotide messenger RNA. NCBI's taxonomy places the organism in Eukaryota, Metazoa, Arthropoda, Insecta, Lepidoptera, Pieridae. The record is from the annotation of a GenBank genome assembly.
AUGAAAUUUGCUACGUUCGAAGAAGUGAUAGAUGGCCUUUUCAGCAAAGAUGCUUAUGAGCAACCAUGUGAUACAGAUAAUGUCGAGGACUUGGAAAUUGAACUACCAGAAUGGUUUGACGAAAAAAAAUAUAAUCAGGGUCGUCGCUUUCAAAAGGACUUUUUCUUCAUGCAGUCAAUAUCGAUGAUUUUGGGUUUGAUCGCCGUACUGGCUAUCCCCACCAUCCUAAGUGUUCUGGUUGGAACCCGACGCUCGAACUCACAGUACACAGCCUUCAAACGAUAUUGGUCAACGUAUUCACACGUUAAUUCUUGGUUUGACCAUGAUCUGAAACCAGGUAGCCUAUCGUGGCGGUCUCUCCAAACCAUACGGUCCCACCAUCUAGUAGCUAGCCGCGCUUCUAAGAUUAAAGGCCAUGGAACUGUCUCUCAGCGUGAUAUGGCCUUCACACUGUUUGGCUUUAUAGGUUUUACGCUUUUAAAGCCGAAUAGACUGGGUAUACGAGCUUUGCAGCCCGGCGAUUGGGAGGCAUUCAAUCAUUUCUGGGGUGUAAUAGGUCACGCACUUGGCUUGGAGGACAGGUACAAUAUUUGCCGCAAAAAAUACGAUGAAACCAAAGAAAUCUGCCGGAUCCUACAGGACAAAGUGUUCACGCCAUGUCUAACAAGUCCACCAGACUAUUUUGAGCACGCUGCUCACGUAAUGGCAUCAGGCUUGAACACCAUUCACCCAGCUAUAGAUCACGACGCUUUGGUCUAUCUUACCAAGAACUUAUCGAACGUACCAGGCUACGUUUAUACCGAGGAAGAUAGACUGUCUCUGGAAACAAAGUUACAAAAACAACUUAACGGAUUAAACAAUGACGCGGGCGUGAAUGCGACCAACUUAAUAGAAAAGUGCCCCAUAGAUUUCUUACCAAACUCUUCACCAAUAAUCCUUUAUGCGAAAGACUACAAAACAUUGGACGACUCACCACAGUACAAGCGUCUUUCUUUGUCUUCAAAAUUAAAAAUUGCAGCUCACGACCUGAUUUUAAGUUUAUAUAUAACUAAUAUCGGUCGAGUUAUUCUUAAUUUGCAAUUUUACUGGACUGUUUUCAUAGGUACCUAUUUGCCAUAUGUUGCUAUGUGGAGGUUCGGUAUAAGGCAAGCUUAUGUAAGUAUAUUUAAAAUGGGUCCAACUGACAAUGUUGUACCUCUUCCUAAUUCUAAAUAUUAUAAUCGAGAGCCUAAGUCGUGGUUUAAGGAAAUAUGGGACUGUUUUUGGUAA